Messenger RNA from Stylophora pistillata, 494 nucleotides. RefSeq names its product MAM and LDL-receptor class A domain-containing protein 2. Lineage: Eukaryota; Metazoa; Cnidaria; Anthozoa; Scleractinia; Pocilloporidae. Gene Ontology annotation, biological process: proteolysis. Gene Ontology annotation, molecular function: protein binding; serine-type endopeptidase activity. The record is from RefSeq and is a predicted model, not a curated record. Gene Ontology annotation, cellular component: membrane.
CGACCACCUCAUGUAAUUUUGACAGUGGACUGUGCUCUGGUUGGUGGCAGUCUUACUCGGAUGUCUUUGACUGGACAUUACGAAGUGGAUCAACGCCAUCUUCUAAUACAGGCCCAGACAACGAUCACACUUCAGGCUAUGGGUACUAUAUGUACAUUGAAGCGACUGGGCAAAACAAUGGUGAUAAUGCCAAGCUGAUGCUAAAUUUAAACGGAGGCGGAGAACUCUCGUGCCUUAAGUUCUAUUAUCACAUGUAUGGCGCUACUAUUGGGGCACUUAAUGUCUACAGUGAAAAUUAUUUAUUAUUCAAGGCUGCUGGAAACCAUGGAAACUACUGGUUUAAGGCUGAAAGGACAUUUUAUUCGAAGACAACGUUGACAUUUGAAGGAAUAGUGGGAUAUUCCUUCACUGGUGACAUAGCCAUUGAUGACGUCUCGAUAACCAGAGGAAGCUGUUCAGGACAGACUCCGCCUCCUACAUGGUAUCCAGUUCCG